Lathyrus oleraceus (garden pea) is the source of this 498-nucleotide messenger RNA. RefSeq lists its product as uncharacterized. Lineage: Eukaryota; Viridiplantae; Streptophyta; Magnoliopsida; Fabales; Fabaceae. The transcript is spliced from 2 exons. The coding region runs from base 1 to 498 and encodes 165 amino acids. The record is from RefSeq and is a predicted model, not a curated record.
AUGGCGGGCGAAAAAGUUUCAGAAUCAAGCUUGCAGACAUCAGUUGUAUUAAUCUAUGUUUCACGGCGAUGCAAACCGCUACCACUUUCCUCCCCCCUCCUCCUCCUAACGGCGGCGCUAACCCUCUCCGCCAAACCAACCGCCUACGAAGCCCUUCGAAACAUCAAUUUUCCAGAGGGAUUUCUCCCACAAGGCGUAACACGCUACGAACUCGACGAAUCAAGUGGCAAUUUCCACGCCGAUCUGAACGGUUCGUGCAGAUUCUCUUUACAAGAUCUCAGGGGUAUAAACGUCACAGUGCUAUUCCUCUGGGUAAACAUUCUUGAAGUUGUUAGAAAAGGAGAUGACCUUGAUUUCUCUGUCGGAUUCGCUACUACUCCUUUUCCGUUAGAUAGUUUCUUUGAUUCUCCACAGUGCGGUUGCGGUUUGGAUUGUGAUAUUUUAAGAAUAAGAAAACUCAAAUUGAAUACGAAAAACCCUUCUCUUUCAUCUGCUUAG